AGGUAAAGCUUACAAAAACAAAGAGUAUACAGUAAAGAAGAAGAAGAAGCAGAGUACCUCUCCCCAUUUCCAAUAAAUUAGGGUUUCUUCGAUCGAAUUGGCGACAAGCAAGAUCAUUUUCUUCCGACAACAGUCCAGAUUUGUCUCUCCGAGUUUCGAAACAAGGUGUGUUAAGCUAAAGGACAAGGAACAUAUCCGAAUCCGAAUAUGUUUUUUGCGAAACGUAUCUCAUAGUUUAUGUAGUUGGAGCGGUGUUUAAGCUUUGAUUUGGAGAGUCCUCAGACAUAUAUAGAAGCUAAGCUGUUGUGAGCUUCAGAUGGGUUCGCUCUGUUGUGUGGCUGCCAAAUCAGACAGAUCAAACUCUCCAAGUCAUGACUUUUCCUUUGGCCCUCAUGAGCCUUACUGGAGGACUAACUCAAGUUUCUCUCCACCUUCAUCGAGAUGGGAUCUCCAUGGUGUAACCGAUGGUGUUAGCUUCUAUGGAUCUUCCACAUCAUCAAACGCUAACGUUCUUCGUAGUCCUGACCUUGCACAGACUCUUCAUUGGACACCCAGUGACUUUGAAUCUGCAACAAGAAGAGAUCAAACUCCUAAGCGAUUUUCCCUGUCUAAGCCGGUUCAUCCUAUACUGCAUCCUUCUGAUAACGCUAGAGAAACAACGUCUGACUCUGCGGAUGCCUCCAGCUGGAGCAGCGGGACACCAAGCAGCAUCGAUUCCACGGAUGUUCCCGAGCCACUUCUUGAUGCACAACGAGUGGUGGCCUCAAGUACGUUUAAAUGCGGAUUGUGUAACAGAUACAUCUCGCAGAAGUCUCCUUGGGGGUCACGGUCCAUCAUGAGGAACAGAGACAUGCCUGUCACAGGAGUGCUUCCUUGUCAACACGUCUUUCACGCUGAAUGUCUUGACCAGUCAACUCCAAUGGCUCACGGUAGUGACCCGCCUUGUCCGAUAUGCACCAAGCAGGAAGGAGAAUACUCCAACAAAUCACAUAACAUUGUCCAGAGGCUUAAACCGCUUUGUGAAGAUGGGGCGUCUACAAGACAAUGGGGAUGUGGUCAGGUUGGUGACUGUGUUGAGAGUGCUGUUAAUGUGCCGCCGAGAAACACCAUGCUGAUGAUAAACAGGAACAGGAUAAGGAAGAACCUCUCUUUGAGAGGAAACUCAAGCAAAGAUUCUCCAAGAAAAAUCAAGAAAAGUAACUCAUUUGCCUUGGAAAAUCAAGUGUCGCUUGUGCAUAGAGGGAAACAGAAAGCAGCUUAAUGGUAGCUGGAGAACGUUUAACCUUUUGACAAGACUGAUCUUGGAAGAUCAUUAAAGGACUGUAAAAUAUUCAUUUUGGGAGAUGUGUAAGCAAAUUUGUUUAGGUCUUUGAUUGUUAUCUAUCAUGUAAUCAGCUAAAUUGAGUAAACCGGUUUGUGAUUCA
Brassica oleracea var. oleracea is the source of this 1424-nucleotide messenger RNA. RefSeq lists its product as uncharacterized. The transcript has 3 exons. NCBI's taxonomy places the organism in Eukaryota, Viridiplantae, Streptophyta, Magnoliopsida, Brassicales, Brassicaceae. Bases 317 to 1261 code for a protein of 314 amino acids. The record is from RefSeq and is a predicted model, not a curated record.